AUGUCUGUAGCUUGGUCACUUGCUGAGGACUCUAAACCUGAGUCGAAGAGGGCUAAAGUGGAGAACCGACCAGCGUUGAGUUUCACUAAUGAGGACAAGGCUGGAACUAUACAACUACAUGAUGAUGCCCUAGUGGUCACCCUCAGGAUAGGGGGAUAUAAUGUGAAGAGGGUGUUGGUGGAUCAGGGUAGUGGGGCAGAGAUUAUGUACCCUGAUUUGUACAACAGACUAGGCUUGAAACCUGAGGAUUUGGCAACUUAUGAUUCACCUUUGUUAAGCUUCGACGAGAAAGUUGUUGUUUCAAGGGGCCAGAUUAGACUACCUGUGCAAGUAGGAUCAGAGGUGGUGGAGGUGGAUUUCAUUAUAGUGGAUGCUUAUUCUCCCUACACGGCCAUUGUAGCAAGACCCUGGCUUCAUGCCCUUGGAGCCGUUUCUUCCACUUUGCAUUUGAAAGUGAAAUAUCUGUUUGGGGACAGGACUGAGGAGCUGGUUGGGAGCCAAUCCGUGACUAGGUAG
Quercus robur (English oak) is the source of this 516-nucleotide messenger RNA. RefSeq lists its product as uncharacterized. The record is from RefSeq and is a predicted model, not a curated record. The transcript has a single exon. Bases 1 to 516 code for a protein of 171 amino acids. Lineage: Eukaryota; Viridiplantae; Streptophyta; Magnoliopsida; Fagales; Fagaceae.